Molecule: messenger RNA, 5515 nt
Organism: Spirodela intermedia
Lineage: Eukaryota; Viridiplantae; Streptophyta; Magnoliopsida; Alismatales; Araceae
Source: the annotation of a GenBank genome assembly
AUGUCUUCGGGCAGGUACAUGGGGUACUCCCCGUCGCGUUCUCCAUCCACCGCUCCGCAGUCACAUCACAUCUCCGGCAUGCGCGCCGCCUCUGCUGCGCUGGUGGAGCAGGAGAAGUAUGCCCGUCAUGCUACCUUUGAUUUGGAUGAUUGUAUCCUCUGGAAAUUUCGGUCGGUUACUAUCUUGGGUUGUUGCUUCUGCUACGCGUUACCGGCUUCCAGUUUGGUCGUGUCCUAUUGCGGUCCGGGGGUGUAGGUUGGGGUGGUGAUGGUUUGUUUCUGAAUUCUUGGUUUUCUUCAUCUUUGCUGCAUGGUUGAGUGGAUCUUUCUGCGAUUUUAAUCGUAAUUUUCAUUGUUUUGUUAGCUUGGACGUUUUGCGUUUCGUUUAAUCACUUUCUGGUGCGUGUUCCUACCGGGAAUGAUUGUGGUUUUGGAUUUUAUCCCUGGCCAUUUUUUCUUUUUUUGGUGUCUUUGUGAAGCAACAGUGAUCCUUUCCAUGGGAGCUUUUUGGAUUUUUGAAAGAGAUAACCUUGUUGAAUUUAUUUUCCUAGCCCUUGUUGCUAUUCUUUGCUGAGCGUGACGGCCUGAUGCUAUCUGAAAGAAUUUCUGGCUAGUGGACUCGAACCUUCUUACUUUUUUAGAGGAACUUUAAUGAUACUAACGAGUGAAUUUUGGUUGCAGGUAUUUGUCUGAGCUUCUGGCAGAACGUAAAAAGCUCAACCCCUUUAUACAGGUUCUGCCGCACUGUAGUGGAUUGCUGAACCAGGGUAAUCUGUCAAACUCCAUCGUAGCUUUAGUGACUGUUAAGAUGCAGACAUCACUUGUUAACUCUAGUGUGAAAAUAAUUGUAAACGAUUUUUUUACUUUAUAGUUACCUGCUUUUGUGCAGUAGUGAUCCCAUGUUAGGUGCAUACAGUAGUAAUGAUUUUAACUCUAGAAUUGUUGUUUGUUGCUUUGGUCUCUACUUUCCACUGAUUUUAUCAUCUUACAUUUCAUUGUCUUUUAAAUCCGUUGGUUUGAUUUUAAUGAGUAAUUUUUCCUUCUCUUUUACGUUGAAUAAAGUGCUUAGUAAGCUAACAUUUCUAUCUGUAGUUGAGUGUUCUGCGUAAAAAUGACAAAUAUUCUUUUAUGUAGAUUGGAUAUAUGGUCUUGAAGAUAGUUAUGCAGCAUAAAAUAACAAUAGUGGUUAAUUUUUCGUUAAUAUUUCGUUAAUAUUUCUCCUCAACACUACUGUCAUGGCUGUCAAACGAUUAUAGAGGGGAAAUAAGUUGAUCUCGUAGGGCAGAUGUUCCUGUCCUCUUUUUGGUUUGUAAGAUGGAGUCGGCAUUUGCAAUUAUGUUAGUUGUAGGACUGGAUGCCCCAUUCUUAUCUGCUAAUUCUAAGAAUCUUGUGAUCAUGACUAUAGAAUUGACUUCUUAUAGUGGGCAUUCUCCUUUUGACGGAGGUGUUAUAUUAUUAUCAAGGUUAGUGAUUUAGAAAGGCUACAAUUAGGAAGAUGGCUGUCGACGUAUCUUUUAAUUUCAUAUCAAAUAAUUUUCGAAUUGUGGUCCUUCCUGGUGUUAUGAGACAAUUUUCCAUUUUAUUUCUAUUGAAAAUAAUGAAUAAUGGACUAGAUACACGUAGAUUUAAGCUGGGAGUUGUAUGAGUGGCAGGGGGUUGGGUUUUCUUGCUGAUGCUUGGAAAGGGCACUGUGAUAUUGAUGAGACGGGAGGAAUGAGAGGAAGAAGAUGAUAUAGUUUGGGUAAGGAUACAGUCCCCAAAACCCUAAUUCAAAUGUGUUCGGUGGAGGGAAAUUUCUCACCCAACAAUGUCGUUUAAAUUCCUUAAGGUAGAGAGAUUGAGAACUAAAAAGUAAAGUCUGUGAUUAGGGAUGCUGUAUAAGAAGUGCUGCUGGAGGGGAUCUAUAUAUAGUGUUUUCCCGCUAGUUGUCCUGAUGCUGCCAUGGUAAAGUCUAUCAUCUUCUCUACCUUGGUUCUUGUAGUUAUUAAUCAGAUUUAGUUCCGACUUGCUACAUAUGUAUUGCUCUGCUGGACUCUUGGUGCUUGUGGUUACAGAUGUCCUUUAAACAACAAAAAAAAAAAAAACAAAAAAAAAACAAGGAUUUCAGUAUUUUUUGGUUAGUAGUGUUUGAGGGUAAAAUCAAAACAUGGUGCCAAUAUUUUCAUGAGGAUCUCUUGGAACUUGUAACCCAUAUAUGGUUAUCUCACUGUUACUGAUGCGAGAGAGUCUCCAUGUGGAUAAAACUAAUCAACAUGAGACAAAAAAUGGCUCAAAAAGUUGAGAUUUCUUUUUACAAAGAGGGCUUGAGUUGGAGCCUUAGUAACCUCUAUAAACAGUUUGAAUUUAGAAAGUACAUUCAAGUUAACUUUUUACAUCUUACUUUGCCCCUUGAAUUCUAGGCUACUUAGUGGGUGUCAGGGCGAGGACUUCUGGAAUAUUUAUCCAAAAGAACCAUGAAUUUGCUAGUAUCAAAGUUUGAUUCCUGCUAUAUGCAUGUCUCUAUUAGAAGGCACAUAAAAAAACCUGUUCCUGUCCUUUGUCUUUUAAUCCCUUGCCAUGUUCUUCCUAAUAUGACCUUGAAGAAAAGGUGCGUAUGAUCAGACUCGGGCAGAAUUCGGUCAAGUGAAAACUAUGACUAUGGAUUCGAAAUUAGGAUCUUAUCUGCUUUUUCAGCAAAAGAAGGAUUUGUGUGCAGAGUGAUAAAUGGAAGAAGUAAUGCAAGAAGAAGAGAAGAUGAACCGAUGUAAUAGGUUAUUUGAAGGUCAACUGGGUUCUGUCUGAUUCUGCCGAUCUAAUCCAUGAAUAUAAACUUUUGAGUGGCCAUAACUGAUUUAUGGGUCCAACUUGUAGUGUGUUGUAAGAAGAUGACAAUCCCUAGUGAUAAAUUCCAGACUGUUGUAGCUUAUGUUUUAGAUUUAGAAGCAUGCCCUAUCAUUCUUGGUUUCCCUAUUACAUUUAUAUUUUCGUUCCAUGUUGAUUAUGGCAUUUGCCCACUAACUUGAGUACGCUUUACUAACUUGAGUCUUUUUGGCUGCAUCAAUAAAUCUUUUGAAGUCAAUAUAAGCUAGUGUUCGUUAUUUUUAACCGAAGACAUGUGAUCUCAAAAGUGAUAUUCCUACGUUGCAUAUUUUUCUAUAAAUGUGAGUCGCUCUUGUACAAUUUCUUUGAGGAAUUUCAAAAUAGUGCAGGCUUGGUAAUGCUUCGAAUUUGUGUAGACUAACAUACAUGAUUGGGCGUUAUUGUCUGCCCUAUUUUGUGGCAACUAAUUUAUCAACAAUUGCUAACUGCUGCAUCUUAUGCUUGGACUUGGCUUUUGAAGCAGAAAUUUUGCGUGUAACAAUACUGUUGGGGAAUGGACCACUUUUAGACCAAAGUGGGCUUGACCUUGGUAGUUCACAGAGUAGUGGAGGAUUGUUUUCAAAUGGGCAAGCUGGUGAUGUGAAUGGGUGGUCUCCAUUUCAAUCAGAAGUAUGGACGCUAACCAUUAACAUAAUUUUCUUUUUUAUGUACUUGUCCUGAUCUCCAGAAUCGUCGUUGAUGCCACUCGGACAUUUCAUGCCGAUGCCAUUUCUAUUUAUGUGGCUGAGCCCUUGACACAGUUUCUCAUCAUGCUAACUUUGGGUUGACAAUUCUUUUUGCUAUUUUAUUUUUUAAAACAACUCAUAGCAUUCAUGGCACAUCUCUCAGAAUGAUCUGAAUUAGUCAACUUUCCUUUUGCUAAGGUUUCUGAAAUGUUUUCAAAUGCUCCCACAUUCGUAAAAUUGUGUCAUUUGAUGAUCACAUGCUGAAUUUUAUUCGAUCUGUCUCCUUCUUGGUGCACUUGUUCGUGUGAUAGUUUUCAUGUUCAGGCAUUGACUCUGUUCAAGAGAUUAUUGUUUAACCUCACUUUUUUUUUGGGGGGGGCGGGGGGGUUACAUCUUCAGCAGGCAGUGUAUUCGGCCUUGGCAAACACUUUAUCGAGUAAAAUGUCGUCAAUUUAACAUCAGGACAUUGUUUAUGAAUCCAUGUUUUCAUCUCCACAUUAACAUUUUCUCAUGAACAGAUGGAGCCCCUAGAAGGGAACUCAUGCGUGUAAAGCUGGCUUGCUAGGGACAGGGUCCAAGAGCUAUGCAAAACCAAUUAAAAAAUGCAUAAAGAACAUAUCACUUGAUGAUAUGUUGAUAAAUCCUCUUUUUAUUUUGUGUCAUUCUCUGUCACUUGAUGACAAUUCAGAAUUUCUUAAAUCAUAUUUCUGUUUUGACCAAUUUCGUUCGAAAAUUCUCUUUUUUAACUCUUCCAGUGUUGUAGAAUCCUUAGGUUUUGUACUCCGACAACAUCAGACAGAAUCCCUCAUUAGAAAUAUCUUGAUGUCACCUGUUCCAUCUCUCUUCCCUGGCUGACAUCUUGAGUGAAAACCUGCAGAGGCUGGGACUAUUACAGUCUCCAUCUUGGAAUGGCUGGUCUGGUGCACAGGGCACUUCCUCUGCACUCAUUGUGAAGAAGACGAUCAGGGUGGAUGUCCCCGUUGACAGAUAUCCCAUGGUUCGUUCUUCACCUUCUGUCUGAAUUCAGCCCAAGAAGUCCCUUUUUUGAACCAAGGCCUGAGGAGCUCACUUCUUUCAGUACAACUUUGUCGGGCGGCUUCUCGGCCCACGAGGGAACUCCUUGAAGAGGGUGGAAGCGAUCACAGAGUGCCGCAUUCUGAUCCGUGGCCGGGGCAGCAUCAAAGACCCAGCUCGGGUAAUCUAAAUUUCUUACUAUUUUUGGUACCAUAGUCUUUUCCCCAGGUGGAGAUAAUGCUGUAUUUUAGCAAGUCGCAAAGAAAUCAAGGGAAAAUAUAUUGACAAGAAAUGCUCCCUCCUACUCAAGAGUCCUUUCUCUUCGUUUGGGAUCAUAUGAUAUCCUAGCUAGAGUAAGAUUAUAUUAAAAAAAAAGCAUGACGACCCAGCUCGGAUAAUUACUCGUUUUAAUUAUUAUUCCAUAGAUUACCCACAUUGCUUUACUAUAAUAAUGUUUUCCCAAGAUGGAAAUAAUUACCAUCAUUAGUGGGUCGUGAGCGAAUUGAUAUUUCCUGGUGUGCUCUGGAGUCCUUCCUUUUCUUUCAUCGUCAUAUGAUUAUUGAUAAUAUGCCACGAAUUUUAAUGAUUCCCUUAAUUUCUCCGGCAGGAAGAAAUGAUGCGGGGAAAACCUGGGUACGAGCAUCUGAAUGAGUCCCUCCAUAUCCUCGUUGAGGCCGAGCUGCCGGCCGAGUUUGUCGAUGCCCGCCUGAUGCAAGCUCGCGAGGUUCUCGAAGAGUUGCUGAAACCCAUGGUAUCACAAUCAUAUACCAUCAUCAUCAUCAUCAUCAUCAUUAUCAUCAUUGUAAUCUCAUCUGCCCACACUCAUGGAUGCAGGAUGAAACCCACGAUCUCUUCAAGAAGCAUCAGCUGAGGGAGCUGGCCUUAUUGAACGGCACGCUUCGGGAGGAGGGCUCCAGCGGGCCAAGCUCUCCCUUCCAUGACAGCCUGGGCUUGAAGAGAGCAAAGACUCGGAGCUAG